This is a messenger RNA of Telopea speciosissima, 1982 nucleotides long. RefSeq names its product outer envelope protein 61-like. The record is from RefSeq and is a predicted model, not a curated record. The coding region runs from base 73 to 1866 and encodes 597 amino acids. Gene Ontology annotation, molecular function: protein binding. Lineage: Eukaryota; Viridiplantae; Streptophyta; Magnoliopsida; Proteales; Proteaceae. The transcript has 11 exons.
UGUGUGUUUUUUUCUUUUCCUCCCUUUUGGCGAUUUGCAUCGUGCAGUUCGGAUUUGAUUUUAGAGUUGAGAAUGUACAACGGUAUGAUGGAUCCUGAAUUGAUUCGCAUAGCUCAAGAACAGAUGAGUAGAAUCUCCCCAAGUGAAUUGGCCAAAAUCCAACAGCAGAUGAUGUCCAAUCCUGAGUUGGUGAAAAUGGCCACGGAGAGCAUGAAGAACAUGAGGCCAGAAGACUUGCGAAAUGCUGCCGAACAGUUGAAGUAUGCUCGUACAGAAGAUAUGAUAGACAUGGGUUCGAAGAUGGCUAAUGCCUCACCCGAAGAGAUGGCAACUAUGCGUGCCCGUGCAGAUGCACAGAUUAAAUAUGAGUUGAAUGGUGCUCAGAUGCUAAAGAAACAGGGUAAUGAGCUUCAUAGCCAGGGGAAGUUCAGUGCUGCUACAGAGAAGUAUUUACUUGCAAAGAACAACCUAAAGGGAAUUCCAGACUCUAGAGGUAGCGCACUCCGAUUGGCAUGUUCUCUGAAUUUAAUGUCCUGCUACUUGAAGAUGAAGCAAUAUGAUGACUGUGUAGAGGAGGGUUCUGAGGUGAUGGCAUAUGAUGCAGACAAUGUCAAAGCUUUAUACCGGAGGGGUCAGGCAUAUAAAGAAUUAGGACAAUUAGAAGAUGCUGUGUCUGACUUGAAGAAGGCGCAUGCGAUUUCUCCACAUGAUGAAACUAUUGCAGGUGCUCUGAGUGAUGCUGAGGAAAAAUUGGCAAAAGAAGGUGGAGGGCAACGAAGAGCAGGACGAUUAGUCAUUGAAGAAAUAACUGAAGAAGAAGUGCGAACUGUCCCUGCUGAAAGCCACAAAAGCUCGACAUCAACAGAGUAUUCUGUGAUACAGUCAUUGGAUGCCGGUGAAUGCUCUCAAAGUCAAAGUGUUUCCAACUUUAGUGGGCGUACUACUGAGGCUGAGUGUUUGCAAGGUUUGAAAGAUGAUCCAGAAGCCAUCAGGUCAUUUCAAAAUUUUAUUUCAAAUACCAACCCUGAGACUCUGGCCGGUUUGAGUGCUGGAGGGGUUCCCCCAGACAUGCUUAAGAGUGCCUCGAGUAUGAUCGGCAAAAUGUCACCUGAAGAACUUCAAAAAAUGCUCCACAUGGCUUCAUCUUUUCAGGGGACAAGUUCAUAUUUUCCUGGAGGGACCACAGAGAAUCAAGGUGACAGUUCCAGAUCAGGAUCAUUUCCACCAGAUGUGUCACCUGACAUGCUCAAAACUGCAACUGAUUUGAUGAGUAAGAUGUCACCAGAGGAGGUUCAGAAUAUGUUUGAAGUUGCUGCUUCUUUAAGAGGGAAAGAUUCUGUUUCAACAGCAAAAGCAGUUGAUACAAAUGGUCGAAGAUCAGAGAAUGGGUCGAAAUUCUCCAAGGCCAAUGGAAUUUCCGCAAUUAAUGGGAAUUCUGAUGUAGGAGAAAGUAGUUCUCGUCAGUUGCAUGCAAAUUCUAAAAUGGGGUCAUCUCCUUUGCUAAAUUUUCCAAACUCAACUGCUGAUUUGCAAGAACAGAUGAGAAAUCAAAUGAAUGAUCCAGCAAUGCGUCAGAUUUUUACAUCAAUGAUCAAGAAUAUGAGCCCAGAAACGAUGGCAAGCAUGAGCGAACAAUUUGGAGUAAAGCUUUCACGGGAGGAUGCAGAAAGGGCACAACAAGCAAUGUCUUCUUUAUCACCCGAAAACUUGGAUAGAAUGAUGCGGUGGGCAGAUAGGGUACAGAGAGGGGUUGAAGGUGCAAAGAAGACUAAGAACUGGCUUUUGGGAAGACAAGGAAUGAUUCUUGCGAUAUGCAUGCUCAUCUUGGCAAUUGUCCUUCACUGGCUGGGCUUCAUUGGCAGUUAAAGACUGUGACUCAUUCUCUCUUUGUGACAUAAGGCUUCUAACAGAGUAGAACCGGUUCAUUCCAGCUUGGUGACUAGUUGCAGUUAUCCAGUUGGUCUGGUCAUCGUAUAACAUGG